Molecule: messenger RNA, 315 nt
Organism: Dicrocoelium dendriticum
Lineage: Eukaryota; Metazoa; Platyhelminthes; Trematoda; Plagiorchiida; Dicrocoeliidae
Source: the annotation of a GenBank genome assembly
GUGUUUCAGAGGAGAAGGUGAUUCAUACCACCGCCUCGAGUUCAACGGACGGGCAUCAAUUUGAUGACAAUAUCGAGGCAGGAACAACGAAAGUGAUCCACACCACCGCCUCGAGUGCAACGGAGAAGAAUCAAUUUGAUGCCGAUACCGAGGCAGGAAUAACGGAAGACAGCAAGGAAAGCACGCCCCAUAUCCAAGGAGCAACGCUUCAGAAUAAAGAGAAUGGCAACUCCGAAGAAAAUACCUUGAAGCCAUUCACGCCAUCGGGUCCGAACGAGACGGAGCAGACAGAAACGACCGAGGAGGAGGAAAUAG